AUGUCGGUAGGGGGACACAAUUGGGUGGAGGUAGGGGGCACAGUGGAAGAAGGGGGAAACACCCAGAAAAAGACCGUAAUGCCGAUACUUGAUAACGAGGCGUACCGGAAACAGCUCCGUGCAUGGAUUGGUGAUCCGGCCUUGACCUUUGACCUUCUAUACAGCGCCUCCAGAGACGGCUGCAGUGGUCAGGCUUUCCAUACGAAGUGCAACAACCAAGGUCCGACUGUUUCUAUCGGUCAAAACAGAGCUGGUUACGUCAUAGGGGGGUACACGAGCAUCGCGUGGACAUCACGUGCAGGCUAUUUUGAUGAUAGCUCUGCAUUUCUGUUCCAACUUUCCCCAAACUUGGUAAAGUUCGCUCGGAAUGGGAAUGGGAGAGAUGUUUAUGACGACCGUGGUUAUAGCCCUACGUUUGGAGGGGAUUUAAUCUUUAGGCAACGGGCAUCUACUUGGUACCUUUUUAACUUGUUGGGAAGACAUUCAAGGACACGGGAAGUCAGUGGACACGAUCUUAAGUUCUUUUCCAAUACAUGUACUAAAUCUGGCUAUUACUUCAACACAAAUGGCAGCAGUAACAUAGGUAGCAGUUAUAAUGCCAAUGGUUACAACGAGCAGUCAUUUACUGGAAACAGCAAUGCCUAUCUCGACAUUGAAGUAUACGCUGUAAAAGAGGGAAAUCCAGAAAAUGAAUUGUACCGGUAUGAGCAAGAUAAACCGUGGCGCAAAACUGACAUAAAGGACUGGAGUUUUGAGACUAGAGACACACUUUUAGAUAGGUUGGUGUCGUUCUCCACUCCAAGCCCGGCCAAAGUCCCCUUCGCACGGCUCCUCCUGGUGGGCAGUGUGGGGGCGGGGAAAUCCAGCUUCUUUAACACUGUGCGCUCUGUGUUUAGAGGUGAAGUCCGCAGCCUGGCGGCGACUGGGACAGCAACCCAUAGCCUCACAACCAAGUUUCGUGUGUAUGAGAUCCGAGUAGGCCACCAGACGUCGGCGUUCCGUCUGUGUGACACCAUGGGUCUCGCAGAGGACCAGGGGAUAGAUGUCGGGGACAUGCCCUAUCUGCUGGACGGUAACGUGCCGGACAAUUUCCAGUUUAAUCCGGCUGUGCGUAUCACAACUAAAUCUCCUGGUUUUGUGAAGGACCCUGGUUUGAGUGACGUCAUUCACUGCGUAGCACUUGUCAUAGAUGGCAGCACGUACAAGGUCAUGUCUCCCAAGGUCAAGGACAAAUUGCUUGAUUUAUGUAAACUGGCACGUGACAGAGAUAUCCCGGUCCACGUGGUCUUGACGAAGGUGGACAAGUUGUGUUCGGACGUAGCCCAAGACCCAUCUGUGGUAUUUCACAGUCGUGUCAUUGAAAAUAAAGUGAAAGAAAUCAGUCACGCCUUCGGCAUACAGAGUAAUCACGUCCAACCCUUGAAGAACUACGAGUCCGAGACCUCCAUUGACCCCAGAGUGGACAUCAUGACACUGAACGCCCUCAGGCAGAUGACCGGAAGUGCCGAGGACUACAUUGAGGAUCGACUACGUGGAGACGACAUGGAGGAGGAGCUCUACAGUCAAAUGUCUAAGAUGAACAUCAAAAUUUAA
Messenger RNA from Lingula anatina, 1593 nucleotides. RefSeq names its product interferon-induced protein 44-like. The record is from RefSeq and is a predicted model, not a curated record. NCBI's taxonomy places the organism in Eukaryota, Metazoa, Brachiopoda, Lingulata, Lingulida, Lingulidae.